GGUGCUUACCUGAAUUAGGGUCGGCUUAAAUAAGGCCCAAUUGACAUCACGAAAACAGAUCUAAAACAUAUGGGAUUAACUAUUUAAGCCCAUUUUCCCCACACUCACUACUAGCUUCCUUGGUCACACUGCUCCCCGACUCCCGUCGAGAACACACCGUAGCUCAGAGUCAAAGUAACAAACAGAUGGUGUUCAUGUGGUCGUACCCACCCACGCCCAAGCAGCUAGCCGUCAGCGUCUGCUUCUUCAUAGCCGGCGCCUCUCUCUUUGCCACUGGAGUCCACCUCUCCUUCGCCAACAUAGGCCCUCAACAAGCCCGUAGCAAGUUCAUCAAAGACCGCCUUAGGAAGCUAGUCGACGACGACUAGCAUAUUUGAAAACCAAUCGCUUGGUAAAUAAUACUUGUAUACUACAAUCAUUGUAACUCAAAAGCUUCGCACUCUUUUCUUUUAUAUUUUGCUAUUACAAUGAUCUGGGCCUCAACUUUUGAGUUGCCGGUGGCAUUCUUUGGUGUUAUCUCAAUUCUAAAUUGUUUG
Messenger RNA from Juglans regia (Persian walnut), 536 nucleotides. RefSeq lists its product as uncharacterized. The record is from RefSeq and is a predicted model, not a curated record. The transcript has a single exon. Lineage: Eukaryota; Viridiplantae; Streptophyta; Magnoliopsida; Fagales; Juglandaceae. The coding region runs from base 186 to 368 and encodes 60 amino acids.